AUGGACUCCGACUUAGAUCUUACGCUGCCUGAAACACACCUGGCCGUGCGAUGGUAUCCGCCAUCCUAUGACAUCCGGCUGGAACGUGUCCCUACACCGAAGAUCGAACAUCCAGAUGAUGCUAUUGUCAAAAUUAAAUUCUCUGGACUUUGCGGGAGUGAUCUGCACGUCUACCGCGGUCACGAAGACGUAGACGAGCUGCAUGUGUGUGGACACGAGUUCAUAGGCUAUGUCGUUGCCCUAGGCUCCUCGUUCACGUCGUCGUCUCCCAAGAGUAGACCUGCAUUGUACGGCACUCUGAAAGUUGGAGACAAGGUCGUCUCUCCGUUCACAACGUCCUGUGGUGAAUGCAGACGCUGCCGAUUAGGCUUCACUGCUCGCUGUGAAUCGUCUCUUUUGUUCGGUUCACCACGUCUUCCGGGUGCCCAAGCUCAGUAUGCCCGUAUUCCUCACGCUGGAGGAACACUUUUUGCUCUCCCUACUGACACGCAGUCAACCUUAUCGAACCCUUCGCUCUCGAAGCUCACCGCCCUCCCUGACCCGACUCUCAUUCUACUCGCCGACAUCCUGCCAACAGGUCUCUCCGUUGCUCUCAAUGCUCUCAUGCAUCCCAAGUUGGCGCCUAUACUUCACGGGAAAGCUUGGCCCGACGAGGACCGAGUAUUGACGGUUGGAGUCGUCGGUCUGGGUCCGGUUGGUCUCUGCGCAUUCCUCAGCCUGCUCGACCUUCUCAGUAACCCGGCCAACCUCGCAACCUCCGCGCUUCGCUUUCGCCUCAUCGCAGUCGAUCCAAAUGCUGCACGUCGCGCAAAACUCAGCACAAUCAUCGCGUCCUUGCCUACAGAAUUGAAAGGAUCGUCUAGAGGAGAGUUCGAGGUCUGUGGUAUUGAUGAGGCGAAGGGUGUCCUGGAGAGACCUGGCUGGGGCGGUGGCUGUGACGCGGUCUUGGAGGUCGUCGGCAAUCCCUCGGCACUGACUCUCUCUGAAUCUCUUCUCUCCCCGUCCGGAGUUCUCUCCUCCUGCGGCGUCCAUCAAGCCCCUCCCGUUCCCUUUACCGGUCGCGACCUCUAUAACGCAAGCAUGAGCCUCGAAUUCGGACGUUGCAACGUGCGGAGCGUCUUCGCUAUGAGUUGCGGGGUUAUGGCCAGGAUGGGAAGUGACGUGGGGGUGGUGGAGAGAGUGCUUCCGUUGAGUAGGGUGGUGGAGGCAUACGAGAAGUUCGAGAGGGGGGAGUGGGGGAAAGUAGUUUUCGAUCCUUGGGCUUGA
Molecule: messenger RNA, 1266 nt
Organism: Stereum hirsutum FP-91666 SS1
Lineage: Eukaryota; Fungi; Basidiomycota; Agaricomycetes; Russulales; Stereaceae
Exons: 11
Coding region: 1-1266 (421 amino acids)
Source: RefSeq, a predicted model, not a curated record